GCCCGGGGGGAAGGAAGGCGGGCGAGGAGGAGGUAGCGCCGGGGCGCGGGAGGGAACAGCCGUGUUGUGGAAGCGCGAGCGGGAGGCCGGUCGCGGUUGUGAUUUUGCCGCCGCCGCGGCUCGCCCGGGGAUGUCUGAGUCCGCGCCUCGCGACGCUCGAGCUCCGCGCGACGGCCGCCGUCCCGGCCUCUAAGGGCCGCCACGUCCCGGCGGCGCGCGCGCGCGCGGGCUGAGGGCGGCUCGGUGCCCGCGGGGUUGCCCCGGGAGGGCCCGGGCGGGCCGGGAGGGGCUGCCCAAGCUCCGCGCCUACCCCAGCACCGCGGCCGGCGCCGGGCCAGGAGGAUGCGCGGCGCCGGGCCCUGAAGCAUGGAGGGGGUUCUGUACAAGUGGACCAACUAUCUCACAGGUUGGCAGCCUCGUUGGUUUGUUUUAGAUAAUGGAAUCCUGUCCUACUAUGAUUCACAAGAUGAUGUUUGCAAAGGGAGUAAAGGAAGUAUAAAGAUGGCAGUUUGUGAAAUUAAAGUCCAUUCAGCAGACAAUACAAGAAUGGAAUUAAUCAUUCCAGGAGAGCAGCAUUUCUACAUGAAGGCGGUGAAUGCAGCUGAAAGACAGAGGUGGCUGGUUGCUCUGGGGAGCUCCAAAGCUUGUUUGACUGAUACUAGGACUAAAAAAGAAAAAGAGAUAAGUGAGACCAGUGAAUCUCUGAAAACCAAAAUGUCUGAACUUCGCCUCUACUGUGACCUCCUAAUGCAGCAAGUUCAUACUAUCCAAGAAUUUGUUCACCAUGAUGAGAAUCAUUCAUCUCCCAGCGUAGAGAACAUGAAUGAAGCCUCUUCUCUGCUUAGUGCCACAUGCAAUACAUUCAUCACAACGCUUGAGGAAUGUGUGAAGAUAGCGAAUGCCAAGUUUAAACCUGAGAUGUUUCAGCUGUCCCAUCCAGAUCCCUUGGUUUCCCCUGUGUCACCUUCUCCUGUUCAAAUGAUGAAGCGUUCUGUCAGCCAUCCUGGUUCUUGCAGUUCAGAGAGGAAUAGCCACUCUCUAAAAGAACCAGUAUCUUCACUUCACCGACUCUCCCAACGACGUCGAAGAACCUACUCUGAUACAGACUCUUGUAAUGAUACUCCUCUUGAAGACCUAGAUAGACCUGUUCACUGUUCAAGAAAUACACUUAAUGGAGAUUUGGCAUCAGCAACCAUUCCUGAGGAAAGCAGACUUAUGGCCAAAAAAAAAUCUGAAUCGGAAGAUCCUCUUCUACCCUUCUCUUCCUGAGGAAAUGGAAGUGUCCAACUUCCUCUAAGUAUUGCUAUGCAAAAGCUGCUGUAAUUAAACUAUGUUCUAGGGAGUAGUUUUUCCCUUAGGAUUUCUCUGCACUUUAUAGAAUACUGUAAAACAAACAAAAAAACAACCCACA
Messenger RNA from Hyaena hyaena (striped hyena), 1411 nucleotides. RefSeq names its product pleckstrin homology domain containing A3 (gene PLEKHA3). Bases 367 to 1269 code for a protein of 300 amino acids. The record is from RefSeq and is a predicted model, not a curated record. Gene Ontology annotation, biological process: retrograde transport, endosome to Golgi; receptor recycling; endosome organization. The transcript is spliced from 8 exons. Lineage: Eukaryota; Metazoa; Chordata; Mammalia; Carnivora; Hyaenidae. Gene Ontology annotation, cellular component: trans-Golgi network; recycling endosome; early endosome.